Molecule: messenger RNA, 3315 nt
Organism: Acanthopagrus latus (yellowfin seabream)
Lineage: Eukaryota; Metazoa; Chordata; Actinopteri; Spariformes; Sparidae
Product: procollagen galactosyltransferase 1-like
Exons: 12
Coding region: 108-1937 (609 amino acids)
Molecular function (GO): procollagen galactosyltransferase activity
Source: RefSeq, a predicted model, not a curated record
GCCAUGUAUCCACUGUCGGCAAAACACAACAGCGGGACCCUCAGCCUUGUACAUCCUCUGUGCCCUUCUCUGUCCGCCGCGUCACCACCGAGUUUCUCUCCCCUGCCAUGCCCCGGGUCACCUCGCUGCUGCCCGCCCUGCUGUUCGUUCUCCUGCCGGGCCCGAGCCGGGGAUAUUUCCCCGAGGAGCGCUGGAGCCCCGAGUCUCCGCUCCUCGCUCCUCGGGUCGUCAUCGCGCUGGUCUGCCGCAACUCGGCGCACUCUCUGCCGCUGUUCCUCGGAACCAUCGAGCGCCUCGACUACCCGAAGGACCGCAUCGCGCUGUGGGUGGCGACAGAUCACAACAUUGAUAACACUUCAGCAAUCCUGAGAGAUUGGCUUAUCAAGGUGCAGAAUGACUAUCACUAUGUGGAGUGGAGACCCGAUGAUGAAAGCAGUGCGUUUUCAGACGAGGUGGGGCCUAAGCACUGGAAUAAUCUCCGUUAUGAACAUGUAAUGAAGCUCCGCCAGGCAGCGCUGGACACCGCCCGUGAGAUCUGGGCCGACUACCUCCUGUUGGCUGACUGUGACAACCUGCUCACCAAUCCGGAUGUGUUGAAGAAGCUGAUGAGCGAGAACAAGACCAUCGUGGCGCCCAUGCUGGAGUCCAGAGCUGCCUACUCCAACUUCUGGUGUGGCAUGACUUCACAGGGUUACUACAAGCGUACACCAGCUUACAUGCCUAUCCGUAAGAGGGAACGUCUUGGCUGUUUCGCUGUACCGAUGGUCCACUCCACCUUCCUCGUGGACCUACAGAAGGAGGCCUCCCGUCAGCUGGCUUUCUAUCCACCACACCCGGAGUACAGCUGGGCCCUGGAUGACGUCAUCGUCUUUGCCUACUCAGCUCGCAUGGCAGAUGUUCAGAUGUACCUGUGCAACAAAGAAACUUACGGGUAUUUCCCCGUCCCAAUGCCCUCCCAUGCUAACUUGCAGGAUGAGGCGGAGAGCUUCUUGCAUACUCAGCUCGAGGUCAUGGUGAGAAAUCCUCCAUUGGAGCCCUCCAGCUUCCUGUCUCUUCCUCCCAAGCAGCCUAACAAGAUGGGCUUUGAUGAGGUGUUUAUGAUCAAUCUGGUGCGGAGAGCUGACCGUCGUGAGCGAAUGCUAAGAGCUCUGUACGAGCAGGAGCUCAGCUGUAAGGUUGUUGCCGCUGUGGAUGGCAAAGCUCUCAACAAAUCUGAUAUAGAGUCUAUGGAGAUUAAGAUGCUGCCGGGAUACAAGGACCCUUAUCAUGGUCGACCUCUCACUAAGGGUGAACUGGGUUGUUUCCUCUCUCAUUACAACAUCUGGAAGGAGAUUCUAGAUCGUGGUCUGAAGACAUCCCUGGUCAUCGAGGACGACCUCCGCUUCGAGGUGUUCUUCAAACGACGCCUGCAGACUCUGCUGCAGGAGGUGACGACACAAAAGCUGGACUGGGAUCUAAUUUACAUCGGGCGGAAGCGAAUGCAGGUGGACCACCCAGAGACGUCUGUACCGAACAUCCACAACUUGGUGGAGGCGGACUACUCCUACUGGACACUAGGCUACAUGUUGUCAUUACAGGGAGCCCAGAAGCUCCUCAGGGCCGACCCGAUGAGCAAACUGCUUCCUGUCGAUGAGUUCCUCCCUGUCAUGUACAACAAACAUCCAGUUUCAGAGUACAUGGAGCACUUUGAGAGACGGGACCUGCGUGCGUUUUCUGCCGAGCCGCUUCUGGUGUAUCCAACCCAUUACACGGGAGACCCGGGCUACAUCAGCGACACGGAAACCUCAGUGGUGUGGGACAACGAGACGGUCAAAACUGACUGGGACCGUGCCAAGUCAAGGAAGACUCAGGAGCAGGGGGAGCUGAGCUUUGAGGCCCAGAACUCUGACGUGCUGCAGUCUGAACUGGAGGACUGGAGCACACGAGACGAGCUGUGAUGAAGAGGAGAGGACGGGAGGAAGAGGGACGGGAGAGAACUCCUGCGUACAGGGAGAAGGAUAAAGGAGAUAGAACAAAGCUGUGAGAGAGGGGGAGGUGGAUGAGAUGGAGGGAAUGUGAAAUAGAAGGGGAGGAAAGGCAGAGUAGAUGAGGGACGGAUGCUUUUCCUCAAACAUUUCUCUCUCCGAUAUUUGAUCUUUCUCUUAAGAGAGGAGGUUAGAUGCAGAGUUAACUCUUGACGAGUCAGCUAGCAGCUUUUGUUUUAUUUAUUGCAUCCAGCGCACAUCCCUUGACCACAGCCUGGUCCAAAAAUAGUUCUAUUUUUUUAAAUAAAAUUUUGCCCCCACCACAUUUAUACAUAAAUUCCUGCUUUGUGUAAUGAAUUGGAAGAAGAGUCAGCAUUUGGCUAAAAUCUUAAAUGAAUUCUUGUUACGUUUCAACAACUUUGUUACCAAAACUUCACCUGAUUGCAUGUUAAAGCUGCAGUAUGUUUUGUGUUUUAAAUGGAAACUUCUAAAAUAUAAAAAAGAUAAUGUUGAGAUUUUGUUCUUUUAUGUACUCAUAGUGGUUCCCAGCCUGUUUAGCCAUUGACCCCUGCAGCGUCUACUACAUCGUAACUAGAGCUGCAACAAUCAGUUGAUUAACCAAUGUGUCGACUGAGCAAUUGAUCGUUUUAGUCUUUUUUAAGCAAAAAUGUCAAAUCAUGAACGUGCUGAACAGUCUUUGGGUUCUGGGAAAAUCUUAAAAGAGCAUUUUUUGAAUAUUUUUUUUCACAUUUUAAAAACUAAAUGAUUAAUUGUGAAAAUAAUCAACAGAUAAAUGGAUAACGAAAAUCAUAGUUUAUAGUGAUUGUUAAUUGUAACCCUUUAUCGGGAGUCGCAUGUGUCUACUGGUCUGCAAAAGAGCCAGUUUUUAAACAAAAGCAAGGAAAAUACUGUGUAUCGAAGAAAUCAUCUCGUCACCUUUCAUAUGUAUCUUGUGACAUCCUGUGGGGGACCUGCCAGCCAGGUUGGGAACCACUGCUCCCUUCUUCCCUUUUUUGCUGAUUAGUUAAGCUCAAGCCUAUAUGUUAUUCAAGUAAGGUUGUUACUUAAUAACUUGGCCUUUUAUUUUUUAAUCAUGAAUGUACUGGUGUUUUAUUUUAUCUGCUGUCAAACCGUGUAAUAGUUUGACAUCUUUAAUAUUUCGGUCAGUGUUUUCCCCUCACUACAUAUUGCAGUUUUAACCCAAACUUGCAGCUUUUGUUGCACUUUGUUGACAAUCAGAAAAAAAACAAAUGACUAUAAGUUUUUAGUAACUUCUCAUGGUUUGUCUUCUUUGUGUUUAAAUUGUUUUCUUUUUUUAACCAAAGAAUGAAUAAAGACUUUUAUAAUGAAA